AUGAAUUCUCCCGAUCACGCUAAUUCCACUUCGUCUUCAAACCAUAUUUCAGAGGAGGAAGAAAAGGCACGACAACAAUGGCUCCGAUUCGUCAGACAGCGAUUCUACAGUAUCUCAGACGACAAGACAAAAUGUUCUGCCAGUGUUCACCCAGAAACGGAAGCAGUAAAACAGAAAAGGCAUCCACCAUGGUACAAUGCCCGAAUUCUCGAAGAAGAACGGCCGGACCUAGCUGGAGAAGACGGGCGAAUCAACUUGGAGCGAGAAGAGGCCGCGCUUAUGGACAUGUUCAUCAGAGGGAAGAGUGAUUUACAAAUAGGUGACCUUAUAAUCACUGAUGACAAUCUCGAUGAAUUGAAUCGUAAAUUUAACCGCUAUGAAGUCCAACUGAAGUACAACGAAGGACGCUACACUGCCCUUUAUUUGAUAUCACGACAAGUUUGCGUCGAUAAUGAGCCAAGUGAAAAGAACGCUCUCUUCGCUAUGAAAACAGGUAUUCGGCCAUACAGCGUGAACAUUACCGUAAGGAUGAAGCGUGAACUCCGAAUUCUGCAAGAGCUCAGGAGAAACAGAUGCCCGUACAGCCCCAUUGCUCUCGACAGUGGACGAGUAGCAGACUUACCUUUUAUAGUGAUGAAUCUCCUGGAUCGCAAUAUCGAAAAAGUUCGUGAACAAGUAGUUACGUUCAAAACAGCCACAGCUUUAUAUGUAGCUCAUGAAGCUUUAGCAGCUAUAUCGUUUCUCCACUGUAUGGGAUAUAUUCAUCGCGAUAUUAAACCAACGAAUCUAUGCAUCGGUACCGGCGACUUCAUGAGAAGAAUUUACCUGAUCGAUUACGGUGAUACAGUGAAGAAGGGCAAAAAGACCAGGUACGGUACACCCGAUGGCUACACCUUGCCAUAUUGGAGUCUAGACGCUCAUAAGCGUGAAGCUGCACGUCCGAAAGGGGAUAUCGAAUCGUGGUUCUACGUUUUAAUCGAUCUACUUGUUCUACAUGCAUUACCUUGGUCAAAAAUGUACGAUGAAAAGGCUGUUGAACAGGCGAAAGAGAGUUUCUGGGAAGGGAAACACCAAAUUCCUGAUCUAUCUUAUGUGAAAGCAAUCUUUGAACUUGUACAAAGACAAGGCAGUCCUGAUGAAUUUGAUUAUCAAAGAGUAGGACAAAUGUUACGAGAUGCAAUAGGUUCUGUUAGUAAAGGGCCAGUAGUGCUGGAAUGGGGGCCAAACUUGAGUGUCACGCCGGCACCAUUUGCCUUACCCGACGAGAGUGACGACCUGAAGACUGCCAUAUUUACGCAUCCGUUUGUGGACAAGACAAUGUCGUCUUUGGAUGAAGAUGUUACGGUUAGAUCCACCUAUGGACAAGUGCCACAACCUCAAGACCAGGGAACCGAAGUUGCUGUCGAAAUGAGUGGAGUAGCGAAUCCACAAUCUGGCCAGCCCAACAGACCUAAAACUCUGAAGAUUUCUGAUGCUGCACGGGCGAAAAAGGAUGGUACGAAGCCGAAGCCUGCACAUAAAUCUUCACAACCUCCAGCGCAGCAGCGACAACGCCAAGGAAAGUCUAAAUUGAAGCAGCAAGGAAGACAAGAGAGACAUCGAGGGAAGCAGAAGCGACGAGAAAAACAGAGGCGACGAAAAUCCAAGGCCAGAACUAGAGACAGAAAUGGGUCACCUUCCCAGCCGACAGGAUUGCUAUCCUCUCUUUGUCUGUGCCUUCCUUUCUCGGCACACAAAGAAGCCACACCGGUGCAGUCCUAG
Haemonchus placei is the source of this 1761-nucleotide messenger RNA. The record is from the annotation of a GenBank genome assembly. Lineage: Eukaryota; Metazoa; Nematoda; Chromadorea; Rhabditida; Trichostrongylidae.